GGCUUUAACUGCUCGCCGCGCAUGCGUUGCUGCCUUUUCCCCCUUCUCAGGCGAUAGCGAUCAUGGCGGAAGCAAAAGAGAAGAAAGUGCCAUCUGUGCCUGAAAGCCUUUUGAAAAAGCGCCAGGCGUUUGCACUAAUGAAGGCCAAGCGCAUCAAGCGUUUGUUAAUAGAAAAGAAGAUAAAUCGAGAGAAGAGAAAACUAAUCUACAAGAGGGCUGAAAGUUACCACAAGGAGUACAGACAAACGUACAGACGUGAGAUCCGCCUUGCCAGAAUGGCACGUAAAGCUAAUAAUUACUACGUACCUGCGGAACCCAGACUAGCUUUUGUGAUCCGUAUUAGGGGCAUCAAUGGUGUUAGCCCUAAAGUCCGCAAGGUGCUUCAACUCCUACGACUGCGUCAGAUCUUCAAUGGAGUGUUUGUGAGACUAAAUAAGGCUUCAAUCAACAUGCUCCGUAUUGCAGAGCCAUACAUUGCAUGGGGAUAUCCAAAUCUGAAAUCUGUUCGUGAAUUGAUCUACAAACGUGGGUUUGGAAAAAUUAAACAUCAGCGCAUCGGUCUCACUGACAACUCAUUGAUUGAAAAGAAGCUGGGAAAAUAUGGCAUCAUUUGUAUUGAGGAUCUGAUCCAUGAGAUCUACACAGUAGGAAAGAACUUCAAAAUGGCCAACAAUUUCUUAUGGCCCUUCAAGCUAUCUUCACCACGUGGUGGCAUGAACAAAAAGACAACACACUUUGUUGAGGGUGGUGAUGCUGGUAACAGAGAAGACCAAAUCAACAGGAUGAUCAGAAAAAUGAACUAAAGGUAAACCACAGCUGUGAAAUUGCCAUCGUGUUCUGUUAAAUAAAGAAAUUAUUUGCACAGUAA
Stegostoma tigrinum is the source of this 868-nucleotide messenger RNA. RefSeq names its product ribosomal protein L7 (gene rpl7). The record is from RefSeq and is a predicted model, not a curated record. The coding region runs from base 63 to 803 and encodes 246 amino acids. Gene Ontology annotation, biological process: maturation of LSU-rRNA from tricistronic rRNA transcript (SSU-rRNA, 5.8S rRNA, LSU-rRNA). Gene Ontology annotation, cellular component: cytosolic large ribosomal subunit. Lineage: Eukaryota; Metazoa; Chordata; Chondrichthyes; Orectolobiformes; Stegostomatidae. The transcript has 7 exons. Gene Ontology annotation, molecular function: RNA binding; structural constituent of ribosome.